AUGGGUUUCUGCUCAAGUUCCACAGUAGCACGGGAUGUGAUGGAUACAGUUUGUCUGAAGAAGAGCAAUGAGAAGCCAAAUCAGAAGGUGAGUGAGAGCAAGAAGAUAAGAGGAACAGUGGUGUUGAUGAAGAAGAACGUGUUGGACUUCAACGACAUGAAGGCAUCGCUUUUUGAUCGAAUCCAUGAGUUUCUGGGCAAGGGUGUUUCCAUGCAGCUCAUCAGUGCUACUCAACCUGAGCCUGCAGAAAAUGGGUUGAUGUCGAGGGGGAAGAUUGGGAAGAUAGCUUACUUGGAGAACUGGAUUACAACCCUUACAUCCUUGACUGCUGGAGAUACUGCUUUCACCGUUUCAAUUGACUGGGAUGAGUCAAUGGGAGUUCCUGGGGCUUUGAUGAUCAGAAACCAUCACCAUAGCCAAUUUUACCUCAAGACGAUUACAUUAGAUGAUGUUCCUGGACACGGUCGAGUCCAUUUUGUCUGCAAUUCCUGGGUUUACCCUGCACAUCGUUACAAGUAUAAUCGGAUAUUUUUCUCCAACAAGGCCUACCUGCCAUCUCAAACACCUGAGCUGUUACUCCCUUACAGGGAAGAAGAGCUGAGUAAUCUCCGUGGAAGUGGAUCAGGCGAGCUAAAGGAGUGGGACAGAGUCUAUGACUAUGCUUACUACAAUGAUUUGGGGAGUCCAGACAAGGGUCCAGAAUAUGCACGCCCUGUUCUUGGUGGAUCACAAGAGUAUCCCUAUCCGAGAAGAGGAAGAACUGGUCGAAAACCAACUAAAACUGACCCCAACUCUGAGAGCAGGCUGUUUCUUCUAAGUCUAGACAUCUAUGUUCCAAGAGAUGAGCGCUUUGGCCACGUGAAGUUUUCAGAUUUUCUUGCAUAUGCCCUAAAAUCCCUGGUUCAGAUAUUGCUCCCAGAGCUUAGAUCUCUGUGUGAUAAAACUAUCGAUGAGUUUGACACGUUUGAGGAUGUACUUGAUCUCUAUGAAGGAGGCAUCAAGCUACCAAAUGGGCCUACACUCAAAAAAUUAAGGGACUGUGUCCCUUGGGAGCUUCUCAGGGAACUACUUCGCUCAGAUGGCGAGCGAUUUCUCAAGUUCCCAAUGCCUGAUGUGAUUAAAGAGGAUAAAUGUGCAUGGAGGACGGAUGAAGAGUUUGCAAGAGAAAUGCUGGCAGGGGUUAACCCUGUUAACAUCACCUGCCUUCAAGAAUUUCCCCCAACCAGCAAGCUAGACCCUAAAGUAUAUGGGAAUCAGAACAGUUCAAUACGAAAAGAACAGAUAGAAAAGAACAUGAAUGGCCUCAGUGUUGAAGAAGCAAUUAAAAGCAACAGACUUUUCAUAUUAGAUCAUCAUGAUGCAUUAAUGACAUACCUGAGACGAAUAAACACAACAACGACAAAGACCUAUGCCACCAGAACUUUCCUCUUGCUACAAGAAGAUGGGACAUUGAAGCCUUUGGCAAUUGAGUUAAGCCUUCCACAUCCACAAGGGGAGCAUCAUGGUGCUGUCAGCAAAGUUUUCACUCCAGCAGAAGAUGGCAUCGAGGCUUCAGUUUGGCAGCUGGCCAAAGCUUACGCUGCUGUAAAUGAUUCUGGCUAUCAUCAACUUAUCAGCCACUGGUUAAACACCCAUGCUGUAAUAGAGCCAUUUAUAAUUGCAACAAAUAGACAGUUGAGUGUGCUUCACCCGAUACAUAAGCUUCUGCAACCACACUUCCGGGACACGAUGAACAUAAAUGCCCUGGCCAGGCAAAUCCUAAUCAAUGCUGGAGGGGUGCUUGAGAAGACAGUCUUCCCAGCUCAAUAUGCCAUGGAAAUGUCCGCCGUUAUUUAUAAAAACUGGGUAUUCACCGAGCAAGCAUUACCUGCUGACUUGCUCAAGAGGGGAAUGGCAAUUUCGGACCCAAGCAGCCCUCAUGGCCUCAGACUUCUGAUAGAAGAUUACCCCUUUGCUGUUGAUGGGCUGGAAAUAUGGUCUGCCAUUGAAACUUGGGUCACUGAAUAUUGCACUUUCUACUAUCCAACAGAUAACGUGGUCAAAAGUGAUUCUGAACUCCAGAAAUGGUGGGAAGAGCUCCGCAAUGAAGGCCAUGGUGACAAGAAAGAUGAACCAUGGUGGCCAGAGAUGCAAACUAGAGCUGAACUUAUCCAAUCAUGCACCAUAAUCAUAUGGAUAGCUUCUGCCCUCCAUGCUGCUGUGAAUUUUGGGCAGUGGCCUUAUGCUGGCUACCUCCCAAAUCGCCCAACAAUAAGCCGCCGAUUCAUGCCUGAGCCAGGCACUGCUGAAUACGAUGAACUUGAGACAAACCCUGAUGUGGCCUUCCUCAAAACAAUUACAUCCCAGCUCCAAACUCUUCUUGGCGUAUCUCUGAUAGAGAUUUUAUCACGACAUUCAACUGAUGAGAUAUAUCUUGGUCAAAGAGAUACCCUUGAGUGGACUUCAGAUGAUGAGGCACUAGCAGCAUUUGAUAGAUUCGGAAAGAAGCUGAUAGAAAUUGAGAACAGAAUUACAGAAAUGAACGAGGAUGAGAGAUGGAAGAACAGAGUUGGGCCCGUGAAGAUGCCUUAUACCUUGCUCUAUCCCAGCACCUCAGAUUACUCUAGAGAGGGUGGACUCACCGGAAAGGGAAUUCCCAACAGUGUCUCAAUAUGA
Rosa chinensis is the source of this 2655-nucleotide messenger RNA. RefSeq names its product probable linoleate 9S-lipoxygenase 5. The record is from RefSeq and is a predicted model, not a curated record. The transcript has 9 exons. Gene Ontology annotation, molecular function: oxidoreductase activity, acting on single donors with incorporation of molecular oxygen, incorporation of two atoms of oxygen; protein binding; metal ion binding. NCBI's taxonomy places the organism in Eukaryota, Viridiplantae, Streptophyta, Magnoliopsida, Rosales, Rosaceae. The coding region runs from base 1 to 2655 and encodes 884 amino acids. Gene Ontology annotation, biological process: lipid oxidation.